AUGACCACAGAGCACAUCCUGCUCAAUGCUGUAGCUGAGACCCAUCUCCGCGGGCUCAAGGAGGCACCUAUUCAUGCCGACGGGAGAUGGGAAGGCAAGAACGGAACUGGUCAUGGUCGAAAGGGAGAAGGUGACAUUCUGGAAAAUGAGGAGAUUAAGCUGGACUGGAUGUUCCGCUACUCACUGAUGCACGACCUCGUCAAAGGCAUGGCGUACCUGCACAACAGCGAAAUUCACAGCCACGGAAACCUGAAGUCAUCGAACUGCGUGGUCGACAGCCGCUUCGUGCUCAAGAUCACAGACUUUGGGCUGCAUAACUUGCGCGCCUACGACGAGAACGAGAAUGAGGACACGUACGCGUACUGGAGGAGGAAGCUAUGGACAGCGCCGGAGCUUCUGCGGUCUCCUGAACCACCCGUAAAUGGGACGCAGAAAGGGGACGUUUACUCUUUUGCAAUCAUUUCGCAUGAGAUCGCCGUUCGCCAGGGGGCAUUCUAUUUGGGAAAUAUCGACAUGAGCCCCAAAGAGAUCGUAGAACAAGUCAUAUGUGAAUCAAAGCCACUUUUUCGACCUGUGUUUGAUGAAAUCGACUGCCCGGAUGAAGUUUGUCAGCUGAUCUCGAAGUGCUGGGCCGGCGACCCAAAUGAGAGGCCCGAUUUUCAGGCUUUGAAACCGCUUAUCAGAAAGCUGAACAAGGAAUCUGAAAGCGGCAACAUCCUGGACAACCUCUUGUCUCGGAUGGAGCAGUACGCCAACAACUUGGAGUCCCUCGUGGAGGAAAGAACCGCGGACUACCUCGAAGAGAAACGCAAGGCCGAAGACCUACUUUACCAGCUCUUACCAAAAUCAGUAGCAAGCCAGCUGAUCAAGGGUCAAUCAGUUCGUGCUGAAUCAUACGACAUCGUCACUAUUUAUUUCAGUGACAUCGUAGGAUUUACAUCACUCUCUGCCCAAAGCACUCCUAUGCAGGUGGUGGACUUGCUCAACGACCUUUACACCUGUUUCGAUUCUGUGAUUGAAAACUUCGACGUUUACAAGGUAGAAACAAUAGGCGACGCAUAUAUGGUUGUCUCUGGCUUGCCUGUCAGAAAUGGCAUCAUGAAUGCACGUGAGAUUGCCCGGAUGUCACUUGCGCUCCUCAAGCAGGUGCUUUCAUUCAAGAUUCGGCAUCGACCUGGAGAGCAGCUGAACCUACGCAUUGGAAUUCAUACUGGAGCAUGUGCAGCGGGUGUUGUUGGACUGAAAAUGCCACGAUACUGCCUUUUUGGAGACACUGUGAACACGGCUUCCAGAAUGGAAUCAAACGGACUGCCGCUUAAAAUCCACGUGAGUGUAUCAACAAAAGAAGUCUUAGAUACAUUCAAAACUUUUCAACUGGAGUUACGAGGCGAAGUUGAAAUGAAGGGCAAAGGAAAGAUGACGACCUACUGGCUGCUGGGCGAGCAAGAGAGAGACGGCAGCUCCACUGGUCUGCUCACACCGUCGACGGAAGUGCGAAAGGAGACCAAGAUAUGACCUCUGAAGUGCGUGACCCUGGCAGCGCCGUCGGCCGCUCAAUUUGACUUUUCAAGCGCCGAGGACUGCAUUCGCCACUGUGAGCCUGGCGAUAAUUGCUAGCUCCUCGCGG
Molecule: messenger RNA, 1627 nt
Organism: Rhipicephalus microplus (southern cattle tick)
Lineage: Eukaryota; Metazoa; Arthropoda; Arachnida; Ixodida; Ixodidae
Product: atrial natriuretic peptide receptor 1
Biological process (GO): protein phosphorylation; cGMP biosynthetic process; intracellular signal transduction
Cellular component (GO): plasma membrane
Molecular function (GO): guanylate cyclase activity; protein kinase activity; ATP binding
Source: RefSeq, a predicted model, not a curated record